UUUGAUGAUAUUCCAGUUUGUUGAGAUUAACGCGCAGCCACCUCAUCAUGACCAUCAUUUUGUAAUAAUCCCUUAAGAUUUGAUGACUAAUUGUCUGGGGAAUAAAACUUUUCCAUGGGAAUAAAAACCCCUGCCCACUUCGGUAUUUGCAUAAAAUGUGCGUUGCUCCCUCCAUGCAAAUCAGCAUUAGCAGUGACCUUACUCGAUAUCUGCAAGUAUAAGAGGCCUGACCUCUUCAUUAUCCCUCGGCCUUAAGUUCAUUGAAAAGCGACAUUGUUUCUUUAAGGUUGCACAUGCAGUCAUCGUCGGCUCUGUCCAUUGUUUGGGGGUGGUGGAGAGACAGAACGUGAGUUGUGAGAUUGAUAUACGGGGGCUGAGGGCGAGAGAGGCGCACAUUAUUAGCGGACCAGCUGCGGUGAAGUCAACAACUCCUGAACGCUUCCUUCCAGACAUGGGUUGCUAUGACUGCUGUAUGCGCUGUUUGGCCGGGGUGCCAUAUUGCUCACUUGUUGCCACACUGCUCUGCUUCUCUGGCAUUUCCCUGUUCUGCGGUUGUGGUCACCAGGCACUCACAGAAAUGGAAAGACUUAUUGAGGACUAUUUUGCCCGGAACCGUCAGGACUACAACACUCUUGCCUAUAUCAUUCAAUAUUUCCAGUAUGCCAUUUAUGGUUUGGCCUCGUUUUUCUUCCUCUACUGCAUUGCGCUGCUGGCUGAGGGCUUCUACACCACAAGCGCUGCCAAGCAAACCUUCGGAGAGUUCAGGAGCACCAUGUGUGGCCGAUGCCUCAGCUCCUCGGUGAGCAGGACCAGAGUGGGACAAUUUAUAGUGAUGACGUACGUUCUUGCUGUGCUGUGGCUGCUGGUGUUUGCCUUCUCGGCCUUGCCGGUCUACUUCUUCUACAACAUGGGUGCAACUUGCCGCACUAUUGACCUUCUUACUGAGACCCCAGCAAGUAUCAACCAGCUCUGUGUUGAUGCAAGGCAAUACGGGCUCUUGCCAUGGAGUGCGGUACCAGGAAAAGCUUGUGGUAUGACCCUGUCCAAUGUUUGCAAAACCAGAGAGUAUUGGAUGACCUAUAACCUGUACAUUGCUGCCUUUGCCGGUGCGGGCAUCACUCUCUUGGCUCUGCUGACCUAUACAGUGUCAAGCACCUAUAACUUUGCGGUUCUGCGGUAUCUUGGGAGAAAGGGCAUAGGUCCAAGGUGUUAGGCACCCGGCUUCCUGUCCAUUCUGUCACCACUUUGACAUCUACAAUGGGAUCUGAAGGGGACUUCAACACCUCUGUCCUUUCACUUCACCUGUACAGAACUAGAACUGCCUGUGUUCAUGGACAUAAAAAAAAACUUUUUUCUUUUUUUAUAGGAAUUUCUUUUGUUUUCUCUCGUUUUAAUUGAUGUCAUUUUACUUGUCAGAUCACCCCAAUGUUUAUUUCUGCCACCAAUUGCAGUCAAACAUAUCACAGUACUAAUGAACUAAAACAUAGGCAUUAGAAAAACCAUGUAGCAGCACACAGCUGCUGAGCAGAACAAGGGAUUAAGUUACUAUGGCCACCACGCCUCACAUCUGGUUGCCAUGGGAGCAGACAAACACGCAUUGCAGUGUCACGCUGACCGUGGGACUUUUCUCACGGGCCGGAGAAAAACCAGCAACAAUGGAGUUGUGCCAGUUCGAAAAGCUAGCCAAUAAGAAGCCUCUUUUAAGGGCCACCUGCACUGCGAGUCUCUGCCAGAGGGGUUGAAUUAUGUGUUAAAGGAGAGGGCUCUCUGGACAAAGAGAGGGUUAGACCUCUGCGAAACCUCAAUGCCGUGCUGCAGCCUCGCCUCACAUAAUGGAAAAGAUGGCUUCAGAGUGAAGGAAUUUCAGAUUCAGUAUUUUUUAGGUAUAGUGAGGUCUGUAAAUCUUUCUCAUUGUGGGAUGACAAUAGCACUAGGUGCUAAAUUAUAAAGAAACGUCUUGAUAUAUCAAAAACACAGCUGAGGUGUUCCUGCUUUUUUGGUGUGAUUGAGGUAUUUUAAGGCAAAAUAACUGCUUUGUUUAAUUCGUUAGGAAUUUUGUUGUAGUUAUUGUAUAACACAAACUAAAUUGUACCUGAAUUUACUAAUACAUUUGCAUUGGGGUCAGAAGUUUACAUACACGUAUCUACAUCAUGUCAAAUUUUGGGCCGUUUUCUUUUUCAGGGUGGAGGAAUAAUAUGUUUGUAUUUUUCCCUAACAUUUGGUCUGAUCUUUGGCAAGCUGCAGAGAAUCCAGAUACAUUCAUUGCCAUCAACAAGGUUCUGGCAUAAGUCUAGUUUGAUAUUUAACCACACUUGUUUUAAAUAAUAUUUAAAAUUGCUUGGUUUCCUGACAUGGGGCAUGGGGCUGACUUUAAAGCAUUGUCCAUAAAUUUAAAAUAGUGUUGAGGUCAGGGUUAUUCCAGAAGCUUGAGAUCAGCCUACUUUAUCCAUUCCAAUACCAGUUGCAUUGUAUGUGUGAGACCAUUGUCUGGUUGGGACACCAUACUCAAGUUUCAGUCAUCUGACCCAAACUGUGGUUCUCAGAUUAAAUUAAUAUGGGUUUUGAAAAACAAGGUAGGAACCACCAUAGCUUAAGCCAAACUAGUUUAGAUCUGUGUUUGGGACCAUAUCUCUUGUUCUUAUGGUGGAAUAAAUUAAUGCAAACAAACAAUUGUUUUGAUUGUCUAAGAGCUCAACCCUGUUGGAGGUUUAAGGAUGAGGCUUAUAAGGUAUGUCUGUGAGAGGACACCAACUAAUUUAAAUGAGCUCUACCAUUCCUGUAAAGAGCAGUCGAAACAUCUAGCCAAAAAUAUGCCAGAACCUUGAUGGCUACAAGCAUUGUUAGGUUUCUUUGUAAUUUGUUUGGUGACAUUUAUCAUAAUAUCAGUGGGGGGUAUGUAUAUAUUGAGCUUGUAUUUAUAAUUUUGAGAAUUAGUGGAUUUGAGAAAAUCCACAAUAAUUUCUAACUGUGCACCCAGUACCUUUUCACAUUAACCAAAGUUAUAUAUUGCAUCAUCACCCUAUCCCAAUAAAGAAUGAUUCAAAUGAAUCAUUACCGGCCUAAAAUGAAAACAUUCUUGUCGAUGUUGAGUGCAUGCAACUUCUGACACGGGGAAAAAACUGUUUCUGCAGACCAUUUUUAUUGAUGAAACCUUCCUUAGCUGUUUUAUUUGUAGGGUGGAAGCUCACUGGUAGAUGUUUUAUUUUCUUUCUUUCCUUGUGUUGGUAAUGUACUGUUGGAAAAUAAAUCGAACAUUUAAAGAG
Messenger RNA from Girardinichthys multiradiatus, 3263 nucleotides. It is a transcript of the gene plp1a, whose product is annotated as proteolipid protein 1a. Gene Ontology annotation, molecular function: structural constituent of myelin sheath. Lineage: Eukaryota; Metazoa; Chordata; Actinopteri; Cyprinodontiformes; Goodeidae. The transcript has 7 exons. The coding region runs from base 452 to 1213 and encodes 253 amino acids. Gene Ontology annotation, biological process: axon development; central nervous system myelination. Gene Ontology annotation, cellular component: plasma membrane; myelin sheath. The record is from RefSeq and is a predicted model, not a curated record.